Messenger RNA from Aspergillus candidus, 595 nucleotides. RefSeq lists its product as uncharacterized. NCBI's taxonomy places the organism in Eukaryota, Fungi, Ascomycota, Eurotiomycetes, Eurotiales, Aspergillaceae. The coding region runs from base 259 to 576 and encodes 105 amino acids. The record is from RefSeq and is a predicted model, not a curated record. The transcript has a single exon.
CGGCCCAGGCUCCCGCCGCCCAGGCGCGGCAACCGGCGCGACAGGGCUACGGGCAGCACAGUGCGGCAGUGGCCGACGCAGCCCGGCAGAACCUGUCGCGCUCGGGCAAGGCGCCUUUUGAACUGAGUCUGGACAACGCCACCUUGUUGGAAAAGCGAGGCCGGCGCAACCCGCCAGUUAUCUAGACUUUUUUUUUCCCCCUUCUUGAGUCUACUGCCACGAAUUUCCUUGGAUCACACGGGUAUCGUAUCGGGAAUCAUGAGUGUUCAGAUGACAGUUUGCAUCUCUUUUUUUCUGCUGUUUCUUACCAUUGUUCGUUAUGCAAUCUUGUUUGAUUUCCAUCUGUGGGUAUUAUGUUUGAAUUCGGUUCGGUCGGGACAAAGCAUUUGUUAUGGGUUUUUUUUUUACAUUUCUUUCUCUUUUCUCUUUCUGUUCUUUUUAUCAUGUUCUCUCCCCUGUGUCAUGCGAAAGACCGCUUGUCGCAUGCUUUUUGCUUUUGCUUUUUCUGUUUAUUUCCUCUUGUGGAAUACAUAUAUACCUUGUACAUGGAGAGAGAGAAUAUAUGGCAUGCCAUGACACGGCUGGUCGUUGUCGA